AUGGACUGGCAAUUCGAUGGUUUUCUGGGGUCUAGGCAAGAGGAACGUCUGGCUAAUGCCGCAACCAGGGCGGCAGCCGCAGGAAUCCCGGUCGAACGCGAUCGCGAACCAUUGACAAUGACGAUGAGUCCGUCAGCCACCGCUCAGUUCCGAGACCCCACGCCAACGUUAAACAACAACAAAGGAGUUCCUUGGCCAGGUGCCACAGCAAACACGACAAUACCCAACGAACAGGACGACAUGCUGGUGGAUCUGUACUACAAGACACCAAGUCUGUGGCUGACAACCUCUGCGGGCUUGAUUGGCUUCGUCGUUGGUGCAGUGCUGAACAAAUAUCCUGUCAACGAGGACGCCCAACUUUGGAUCGGACUGCUUGGAUCUCUCCUGAUUCGGGCGCUGGAAUGCCUCGCACUGCCUUUAAUCUUCACAAGCGUCACAAAAUGUUUCGCUAACCUUGUAGUCUCCGACAAGACCCGCCCCGUUAUGGUACGUGUGGCCAUUUACUUCGUCCUCGCAGCGCUGAUAGCAAGUUGCGUAGCGGUGGCCGUGGCCUUCUGCUUCUCUGGCUCGUUCGAGAUCAAAGCUGACUUUCCGGAAGCCACCACAAACUUCCAGUUCGUUUUACGGUGUCCGAACGGCAAGUAUUUCUCUAGACAAGAUGAGUGUUCUGCCCAGUCCUUUCUCGAUGGUCAAGUCCUCACCGCUGUCAAUGUCACGGGAUUCCCAAGUGGCGUGCAGAUAUCACUCGCGUCAGCUAGUGGCGUGUUCCCUGACACCCAAAGUUUGGCUACUCAGAUCGUGCUGUUCUUUGCCGAUUUUCUCACUGAAAACAUUGCCAGCGCCUUCGUGACUGUGCAAUUUCUCGGCGUUACCAUUUUCAGUAUGAUCAUGGGAGCGACAAUUAUGGCCGUAUACGACCCAACCGCUGGAGAGCGGAAUCACGCGCUGGUGUUGAUUCACCAGGUUCACAUCGUGCUCGAGAUGAUCCUCAACUGGCUCGUACCUUACAUUCCCCUUGGGACGUUGUCUAUGAUGACGUACUCGAUUAUGACUGGUGAGAUCUCACAAGAAGCGAUGCGUCACUCGCUCUACUUCGCACUCACCAUGAUCGUCGCACUGGUCGCCAACUUCUUCUUCGUGGCGUGCGCCUUGUACGUGGUUCUAGUGCGCCGCAACCCGUUGAAGUUCACGUGGUUCCUCAUGCCAGGCGCCAUCUUUAUGCUGGCAACGGGGGACUAUUUGGCUACAACGCCCGUGCUUCUUCGCAGUCUGGAGAAAUCCCGCCAAGUUUCACGCACGAUGGCGCAGUUCACUAUCUGCCUGGGCGUGUCCUUGUGUUUGUGCGGAACGGCAGUCUUCUUUGUAGUGGCCCCGAUCUUCAUGGCCUACACUAGCGGCAUGGGCGACAUCGUCACCCCUGGCCGCGUCAUCGGGCUAGUUGUUAUUGCAACUGCGAGUUCUAUCGGCUUACCGCUUGUACCAGGCUCAGCCCUCACGUUCACGUGCACCAUUUGGCGCACACUGUUCACUAGCCAAGUACCCGGGUCUUUUGUGCAUGUGGUAGCCAUGGAGUGGGCCAUGUAUCGCUUGCGUCGAACGUACAACAUCAUUGUGGCCGCCUUCAUUGCUCGUAUCAUCGCUGAACAGCUUGAUGAGACCGUGGAGGACGAAGAGGACAGAGCGCACCUCGACGAGCGGCUAGGAACGACACAAGGAACGAAAUAG
Messenger RNA from Phytophthora infestans T30-4, 1725 nucleotides. Its product is annotated as dicarboxylate/amino acid:cation (Na or H) symporter (DAACS) family protein. Gene Ontology annotation, cellular component: membrane. Lineage: Eukaryota; Oomycota; Peronosporomycetes; Peronosporales; Peronosporaceae. The transcript is spliced from 2 exons. Bases 1 to 1725 code for a protein of 574 amino acids. The record is from RefSeq and is a predicted model, not a curated record. Gene Ontology annotation, molecular function: symporter activity.